Messenger RNA from Perca flavescens (yellow perch), 992 nucleotides. Its product is annotated as pleckstrin homology domain-containing family B member 2. Gene Ontology annotation, biological process: regulation of cell differentiation. Lineage: Eukaryota; Metazoa; Chordata; Actinopteri; Perciformes; Percidae. The transcript is spliced from 8 exons. Bases 243 to 908 code for a protein of 221 amino acids. Gene Ontology annotation, cellular component: membrane. The record is from RefSeq and is a predicted model, not a curated record.
CCACCCAAAAGCAAACACACAUUUUGACCAAAAUGGGCGUUAUCUAAAAAUGUUAUAAGAUUGAGUAUGAAAGCAUUUCUUAACAACCUUAUUAAACCAUUUGCUAGUUUCUAGGUCACCCAACACGUUAGCUUCUUUGACAGAACCCGAAAUGGACAGCAACCGCGAGCUACAAACGGUGUUAAAUAUCUGCCAUUGUCCAGCAAAUUGUUCCAUUACCACCUGAGUGUUGCCUGCCUAAGAUGGCUAUGGUAAAGAGUGGUUGGCUCCAUCGACAAAGUACCAUACUGCGUCGGUGGAAAAGAAACUGGUUUGAUUUGUGGGCUGAUGGACGGCUUGUGUUCUAUAAUAAUCAGCAAAGGCGUGACAUGGAGGAUGACAUCCACAUGAGGGUUGACUGCAUUAACAUCCGCAACGCUGUUGCUUGUCAAGAGCUGAACCCUCCAGAGGGGAAGAUGCGUGAUUCCUUGCUUCAGAUAGUUUGCAGAGAUGGACGGGUCAUCAGCCUGUGUGCAGACAGCGCAGACGAUGCUCUGGCAUGGACCAUGGCACUUCAGGAUGCCAGAAUUAAUGCGGUGGUCGCUACACCUCAGAUCGGCUUUGCACAGGAAGUGAUAGCAUCUGCUCCUCCCCCCUACUCAGAAUAUGCUCCACCACCUCAGCAGGGUUAUGCCCUGGGACCGUAUGGAGAAUAUGUUGCACCUCCGCCACAUGCUACACAGAUUGUCUACUCUGCUGAUGGGCAGCCCUACGCUUAUCCUUAUCAGUACCAAGGUGGGUACACCACUGCUGGAGUGAACCACGUUGUUAUUCAACGCCAGCAUGAAGACCGAGGAGACGUGGCUUUGGGCAUGCUCGCUGGAGCAGCAACUGGUUUGGCACUUGGCUCUCUCUUCUCUGUCUUCUGAUGUCUUCCUUAAUGUACAUUUAGUAGCAUAUACUCCCUAUGUGUUCUACACAGUAAAUACUGUUAGCACUUUCUCAUAUGCCCU